UUCGCGGAUGACUCGCCUGUCCCCUCGCAAGAUCCCCAGCUGGUCGCAGCAUUGUGUCCUGCCCCUCUACUUUAAGGAUCUCUCCUAUGAUGCUUGCCAGAAGAGAUAAAGGAGGCGUUGCAAGAGCCCCCCACCCCACCCCCAUCGAGUUUGGCAGAGGAAAGUCCCGCGAUUUGCUCCACAACAAAUUCUUGCAGCCUUGAGGCAGGCUCCUAUUCUGCUCUGGUGAGCCUUUGAAAGGGAAAGUGACCCACCCAAUGGCUGAGGAUGACUUCGGGGCAUGAAAACAACCUAGAAGGCGGAACUGGGCUCGAGGGGCGCUUGGCCCCCAUCCCCAGGACGAGGAGAGAUCGAUCCGUCAUUCUUCAAUGAAUCUCCUCGGAGAAGCCAGAUUUCCUUGCUAGCCGAGGCAAUCAAGUUCAGUGCGAGGUUUUCCUUGGGGGGUGGGGAGCUUCUUAAAGUCCCAAGAAUGAGCCUCUCCCUCCCAACUCUUCCCACCCCUUACCAAAGCCCUGAAGCCUCCCACGCGCCUACCUGAAUCCUGAGGGACUUGAUUGACUUCGCGCUCGGGACCUCUGGCUGCCGCUGCCGCUGCUGCUGCUACUGCGGCGUCUUUCUGCCUCUUGUGGGUUUUCCUUUCCAGUCCUGUCUGGCAGGCAGGCAAGCAAGCAGAGUCCAUUCCAGUCCGGGCCUGGAUCCAUCCCUCCAGGAUCGCGUCGGCCAGAAGUUCGCCUCUCCCCUCUGACGCACUUUAAAGAGUCUCCCCCUUCAACCUCAAGGCGAGUAAUAGCGACCAAUCAUCAAGCCAUUUACCAGGCUUCAGAGGAAGCUGUUUAUGUGAUCCUCGCACUAAUUAGGCUCAUGAACUAACAAAUCGUUUGCACCACUUUGGGCACAGGGACCCGAUCGCCUCUUCCAUGGAUUGCCGCUGGACUUCGUAGGGGCCGCCUUUUGGCGCUGCGCAAAAGGGAGCGACACACACAAGACAGCAAGCGAGGUGGGGUGGGGGAAGAAAAGGCAGAACUUCGCUCAGCAACUUUUUCUUGUGGCGGAUGAAGUGAGAGCGAGUUAGUUGAGCGGCGCGUCGGCGCGGCGCGGCGCGUCUGCCUUUCGGGUGCUCGCCUCUUUAUGUGGCUGGCCAGCGCGCCUGCUGCCGUCGCAGCCCUCGCUCGCGGCUGCCAGCUUGCCAGGCUCUGCCCCUUGGAUCUAGAGCCGUCUGAGCACCCCGAUCGUCUCGCCAGGAGGACGCCGACGCCGAGGAGCAGGAGCAGGAGCAGGAGCCGCGGCCCAGAGGCCAGAUUGAUCGGCGCUUGGCCGCCAGGAUGUUCCAACCCACCCCCAAGCGCUGCUUCACCAUCGAGUCGCUGGUGGCCAAAGACAGCCCUGCCUUGCCCGCCUCUCGCGCCGAGGAUCCCAUCCGGCCGGCGGCCCUCAGCUAUGCCAACUCCAGCCCCAUGAACCCCUUUCUUAACGGCUUCCACUCCGGCGGCAGGGGGGUCUACUCCAACCCGGACUUGGUCUUUGCCGAGGCCGUCUCGCACCCGCCCAACCCCGCCGCUGUCCCCGUGCACCCCGUGCCCCCUCCCCACGCCUUGGCCGCCCACCCGCUGCCUUCCUCGCACUCUCCGCACCCGCUCUUCGCCUCGCAGCAAAGGGACCCUUCCACCUUCUACCCCUGGCUAAUACACAGAUACAGAUAUCUAGGCCACCGGUUUCAAGGCAAUGAGACCAGCCCGGAGAGCUUCCUCUUGCACAAUGCACUAGCCAGGAAACCUAAACGGAUCCGCACCGCCUUUUCCCCAUCCCAGUUACUGAGACUGGAGCACGCGUUUGAGAAAAAUCACUACGUCGUAGGCGCCGAGAGAAAGCAACUGGCGCACAGCCUCAGUCUCACGGAAACUCAGGUAAAAGUUUGGUUUCAGAACCGACGGACAAAGUUCAAGCGGCAGAAGUUGGAAGAAGAAGGUUCAGAUUCCCAACAGAAGAAAAAGGGGACUCAUCAUAUUAAUCGGUGGAGAAUUGCCACCAAACAAGCCAGCCCGGAGGAGAUCGACGUCACGUCAGACGAUUAAAAUAAUCUUUAAUUAAAAUAUUAAUAAUAAUAGUAAAGAAAAGAAGCAGCAGCGAAACUCCAAGCUGGCACUUAAAAGACUUUUCCACGAACAACACAAGUGUUAAAGGCUCCUGACAACCCCAGGAAAGUGAGUGGCAUGGGCAGAGCGAGGGACAGAGACCGGCUUGAUCACAAGGCAAUUCUCCUUUAGAGAGGCAGCUGAGAGGAACGAAAGCCAGCCAGGCAGCCCGCGAGAAGUCAGUCCAAACGGUGGCCUUGAAGGUCCUGAACCGGUACAAAAAAAAAAGGUGGGGGGAGGGGGAACCUGUCAAUCAAAGCCAAACCACCGAGACAAGGUGAUUGACAGGUGUUCCGUUUCUCGCAGCUCAAACAUCAAAUCACUCGAUUGUUUUGGUUUUGUUUUUUUUAAAGAUGCAUACACGCUGGUGCGCACGCACACACAUACACGAAGACUACCUUACAGGACACGUUGCACUUCACGAGGGAUUUAUUCUUAGGAAUAAUUAUUCUGAUUUUAAUCCCAGUCUUUAGGAGAAAAAAAAAUAUUCCACACCCAUCCAAAAUCUACACACCUCUUUCAGAAACGUGAAUUGCAUGCUUUUAAGAGACCUUGGGGGGAGGGGGGGGGAAGAAGAGGGUGGACUUUUGUUUAAAAAAAAAAAAAAAAAGGAAAACCAACACCGGUUGCUAAAGACAGGCAGAGAUGAACUGUAUUAUUUUCCCCGUUUUCUCCUCCGAGACAGGCUCUGUGUGCUUUUUAAAUUUAUUUUACGAGAAACUGUGCAGUCUGUAAACCUUUUAAUGAUAACUUCUGGCGUCAAAGUGGUUGUGAAAACUCAAUGAAGUAGCGGUAACAAAUUCCUUUUCUUUUUCUUCUUUUUGCUCCCUCAAAAUGGAUAACCUUUGAAGAAAAAGGGGUGGGGUUAAGAUUGGGGGUGGGAGGUGGGAAAUCCUGAUAACUUCGCUACAAUAAAAUAAAAUAAGGAAAAUAAUCCCCAUUCUAAAAACUUGGCUUUUCCUCCCCACCUGCCUGUGCUCCUUUUCACGGGGCUGUGCCCAAACUGACAGGACUUUGUAAGGAUCUGGGAUCUUGAAGAUCUCUCUCUAGAAACGAUUGCGACCCAGGCCCAUUUUUCAUGGGGGACAAAUUUAAAGCACUGAUGAUGAUGACGAUGUUCCAAGAUUAUAUAGAGCUACUAAAAAUGACAAAUGUUUCCUUAAUGUCUUCUUUACCAGAAUGUAAAUAUUUUUGUGUUUUGUGUUUAAUUUGUUAGAAUUCUAACACACUAUAUACUUCCAAGAAGUAUCUCAAUGUCAAUAUUUUGUCAAUAAAGAUUUAUCAAUAAGGCCUAA
Hemicordylus capensis (graceful crag lizard) is the source of this 3427-nucleotide messenger RNA. RefSeq names its product empty spiracles homeobox 2 (gene EMX2). Bases 1323 to 2072 code for a protein of 249 amino acids. The transcript has 3 exons. Gene Ontology annotation, molecular function: DNA binding; DNA-binding transcription factor activity, RNA polymerase II-specific. Gene Ontology annotation, biological process: brain development; neuron differentiation; central nervous system development. The record is from RefSeq and is a predicted model, not a curated record. NCBI's taxonomy places the organism in Eukaryota, Metazoa, Chordata, Lepidosauria, Squamata, Cordylidae.